GCCUUCACGCAUAUAAACACGUGGAUAAUGGAGCUGAACUAAAGUCUGACUUUAAAUAAAGAAAUAAACAUUAAUAUCUCAUCCUGACAGCAGAGAGAAGCCGUGAUGAAGAAGAGAGAGCAGCAGAAGGUAAAGAUGGCGAGCAGCAGCGAUGAUGAAGACUCUGACGUGGAGAGAAACUUCGCACUGCUCACUAAGAGAGGAGGAGGAGGAGGAGGAGGAGGGAGUGAGGAAGGAGAGCAGUACUGUAAAGAAGAGGGAGAGGAGGAAUUCAGUGAUGAUGAAGAAGAGGAGGAUGAGGAAGGGUCUGAUGAUGGUGUAGAAGAAGAAGAAGAAGAAGAGGAGGAGGAGAAGGAGGUUGAAGGGGAUGACGACGAUGAUGAUGAUGAUGAUGAAGAAGAGGAGGGUGACGAUGAUGAAGAGGAUGACGAUGAUGAAGACGAGGAGGAGGAUGAAGAACAAGAGGAAGCUGGUGGCAGCGGUGAGAUCCAGACCAGAGAAGACAUGAAAAAAGAAUUGUCCAAAAUGUCUUUCGAGGACGUUUUGAAGCUUCAGAAUAAAGUCGGAACUAAAGUUUAUAACGAAGUUGCGUUCGGCAGCCGAGAGAAUCAGAAAAAGAUCGGCAAAAAGAAACGACUCAACAAGAACCGACCGAUGGAGAUCUCGGCUAAGAGGCCGCCUCCCUUCCUGCGUCAGGUCGUCUCCGUUCGGAAACCGACGUUGAGAGAUCCUCGAUUCGACGAUCUGUCGGGAGAAUAUAAACCUGAGAUAUUUGAGAAGACGUAUAAAUUCAUCAAUGACAUCAAAGACAAAGAGAAAGAGAUCGUCCAGAAGAAGCUGAAGAAGAAGAAGAACAGCAGCGAGAGAUCGGAGAAGCUGCAGUUCCUGCUGAAGAGGAUGGAGAACCAAGAGCGAGCAAGGAAGAGCCGAGAGCAGCAGAGAGAGAGAGAGCUGCAGUUCAAGAGGCUGCAGAGAGAACGAGCCAAUCAGGGCGAGCGACCAUUCUUCCUCAAGAAAUCGGAGAAAAAGAAGCUGCAGCUGGCUGAGAGAUACGAGCAGUUGAAGAAAAGCGGGAAACUGGAGAACUUCCUGAGUAAGAAGAGGAAGAGGAACGCCGGCAAAGACCGCAGGAAGCUGCCGAAGCAGAUGCUGCAGAACACGAAGAUGAAGGUGUGAGAAAAGAACAGGUGAAGAAGAAGAAGCUGCAGGUAAGGAGUGGACGGACUGAAGGAUGAAGGACUUUAAACAUCUCUGUGGUGCGUUCAGGGACGCUCUGUCAGAUUUGUAGAAAACGUUGUGAGAGAAGCGAUGUUGACUUUUUCUCUCUGCCGGACAACUCUUUUUAUUUUUAUUUUGUGGUGUCAGUGAACGCACCAUCAGCCUCAGAUUCACACUGUGUCUGUAAACUUCAGUCGGCCAGCUGAUGCCUUCAGGGUCAGAGCAGAAAAACGGGAAACUCAGAGCUCAGCAGCGGACAGUUUGCAUCCAGGUGACGUUGUGUUUUCCUACGAUCUUCUUGGUCCUCAAACAUCACUGAUAGGAGACGUUUAAUGCAUCGACGUUAACGUCUCUUUGGAUGUACAGAUCUUACUUUGUAUAUAAAAUGUUUGAUUUUAUAUAUUUUUCAUUUACUCUUCACUUCAUUUUAUCUGUUAAACGUCUUCGUAACAUUCAGUCGUGUUUUAUAAACAUCCUCCAAACGUGUUUAAGAGUCUGCUGGAUGUUAAAGAUUCAAUAUUAAUUUUUACAGUUUUCCUGAUGUCCAUUGAAGGCAUCAUUAAUAAUAUUUAAUUGAUGCUACAUACUAAUAUAAUUCAGUUUAUACUGUUUUACUGUUUUAUAUACGAGCAGGAAGUGAUGCAAACUGUGAUUUCAGGAUUAAAGACAAUAAUAAAAAAUGUUCUUUUAA
Molecule: messenger RNA, 1909 nt
Organism: Scomber scombrus (Atlantic mackerel)
Lineage: Eukaryota; Metazoa; Chordata; Actinopteri; Scombriformes; Scombridae
Gene: rrp36
Product: ribosomal RNA processing 36
Exons: 8
Coding region: 106-1176 (356 amino acids)
Biological process (GO): maturation of SSU-rRNA from tricistronic rRNA transcript (SSU-rRNA, 5.8S rRNA, LSU-rRNA)
Cellular component (GO): 90S preribosome; nucleolus
Source: RefSeq, a predicted model, not a curated record